This is a messenger RNA of Eubalaena glacialis (North Atlantic right whale), 1089 nucleotides long. RefSeq names its product olfactory receptor 6E1-like. Bases 1 to 1089 code for a protein of 362 amino acids. Gene Ontology annotation, biological process: G protein-coupled receptor signaling pathway. The record is from RefSeq and is a predicted model, not a curated record. The transcript has a single exon. Gene Ontology annotation, molecular function: G protein-coupled receptor activity; olfactory receptor activity. Gene Ontology annotation, cellular component: membrane. NCBI's taxonomy places the organism in Eukaryota, Metazoa, Chordata, Mammalia, Artiodactyla, Balaenidae.
AUGCAACACUCACCACUUUUUCCUAUCAAUUCCAAACGUCCUCAGAUCCCCAGAACAUCACGACUCCUGGUGCAGCACACCUCUGAUGGGCCAUCCCCCGCAGAGGUCAGAGGAGCCUUGGGGAACCACACCACUGUCACCGAGUUUGUCCUGCUGGGGCUCUCAGAUGCCUGUGAGCUGCAGAUGCUCAUCUUCCUGGGGCUCCUCCUGACCUACCUCCUCACUCUACUGGGGAACCUCCUCAUGGUCCUCACCCUCAUGGACAGGCGCCUCCACACCCCCAUGUACUACUUCCUCUGCAACUCUGCCAUCCUGGAGAUCUGGUUCACCUCGGUCAUCUUCCCCAAGAUGCUGUCCAACAUCCUGACAAGAUACAGGACCAUCUCCCUGGCAGGUUGCUUUCUUCAGUUUUUCCUCUAUUUCUUCCUGGGAACCACAGAAUUCUACCUACUGGCAGUGAUGUCCUUUGACAGGUAUGUGGCCAUAUGUAAACCCUUGCGUUAUGUCACCAUCAUGAGCAAAAGGGUCUGUGUCCAGCUAGUUCUUUGUUCAUGGAUGACAGGAUUCCUUAUCAUCAUCGUUCCAAGUUUCAUAUUUCAGCAGCCAUUCUGUGGCCCCAAUAUCAUUAAUCAUUUCUUCUGUGACAACUUUCCACUCCUGGAACUCAUAUGUGCGGAUACAAGUCUGAUUGAGCUUCUGGGUUUUAUUUUGGCCAACUUCAGCUUACUGGGCACUCUGUCCGUGAAGGCCACUUGCUACGGCCACAUCCUCCACACCAUCCUGCACAACCCCUCAGCCAAGGAGAGGCAGAAAGCCUUCUCAACCUGCUCCUCCCACAUCACUGUUGUCUCUCUCUUCUAUGGCAGCUGCAUCUUCAUGUAUGUCCAGUCAGGCAAGGGUAGCCAGGGCGAGGACAGGAACAAGGUGGUGGCCUUGCUCAAUACCAUGGUGACCCCGAUGCUCAACCCCUUCAUCUACACCCUGAGGAACAAACAGGUGAAGCAGGUGUUUAGGGAGCAGGUGAACAAGCUCUUCUUACAAAGAUGUACUGGACCUGAGAGGAGGGGAGGAAGUUACCUCCUUGCCUGA